AACAAAUGAAUACAGUGGCCGUCCCGCGUGUCAUCCAAGGCAUCCCCCAACAUAAGCCUACUUUCUUGAAUCAGACAAAAUCUCUGUUCUCUCCUUCUCUCUCUCUCUCUCUGGUGUCUACUCUGAAACAUGUUCAUCUCCAAAUUACAAUUACUAAAAGCUCCGACUCGUAUCAAAGACCUCUGUUUACUCAUCUCCUCUCUCUUCAUCGUCUACCUCCUCCUUCUCCUCCACCAACCCCAAACCCUCCCUCCCCACCACCACCAUCUCCCCACCACCACCACCACUGCCACCGCCACCUCUCCCACCACUCUCCGCCACCUCGUCUUCUCCGUCGCGUCCUCCUCCCGCACCUUCCCCAACCGCCAAUCCUACCUUCGCCUCUGGCACCGCCCCAACUCCACCCGCGUCUUCGUCUUCCUCGACCGCCCCACUUCCAAUUCCUCCGCCGCCGACGACCUCCCCCCAACUGUCGUCUCCGCCGACACCUCCUCCUUCCCCUACUCCUUCCCGCGCGGCAACCCCGCCGCGGUUCGCAUUGCGCGGAUUGUCAAAGAAAUCGUCCUCCGAAACGAAUCCGAUGUUCGCUGGUUCGUCUUCGGGGACGACGACACGCUGUUUUUCGCCGACAAUUUAGUCCGAACUCUGUCGAAAUACGAUCAUAAUCAGUGGUAUUAUGUGGGGAGUAGUUCGGAGAGUUAUCAGCAGAAUGCGCAGGGGACGUUUGAUAUGGCUUACGGGGGUGGAGGGUUCGCGAUAAGCCAGUCGUUGUCUAGGGUUUUAGCAGGGGCUUUGGACUCGUGUCUCGUCAGGUACCCUCAUUUGUAUGGGAGUGAUGCUAGGGUUUACUCUUGCUUGGCUGAACUUGGUGUGGGCUUGACUCGUGAGCCUGGAUUUCAUCAGGUUGAUUUGCGGGGAAAUAUGUUUGGAAUGCUUACAGCACAUCCACUAUCACCUGUGUUAUCCCUUCAUCAUUUAGAUUUUAUGGAGCCAAUCUUUCCUAACUUGUCCAGGACUCAAGCUUUCGAACAUCUCUUCAAAGCUGUGAAUGUGGAUCCCGCCAGAGUUCUGCAGCAAACCGUAUGUUACGACCGUGCAAACUCAUUGACCGUUUCAGUUGCAUGGGGUUAUGCUGUUCAGGUGUUUGAAGGAAAUCAUCUUCUUCCAGAUCUUCUUCCUUUGCAGAGGACUUUUAGAACAUUGAGAAGGAACAAGAGUUUGCUCUCGAGCCUUUAUAUGUUCAAUACAAGAGAGCAAUUUAGUGAUCCAUGCAAAAGACCUGUUGCCUUCUUUCUGAGAAGUGUUGCUUCUGGUUCGAACAAAGUCACGACCGACUAUACCGGGCACAUUGUUGGAAAUUGUUCAAGAACCAGAGCGGUAGAUAAUUUGAAACAGAUCAGAGUGUUCUCAGAAAAGCCAGAUUUUGAUAUUGUAGAGGUAAAGGCUCUCCGUCGUCAAUGCUGUGAUAUUUUACCAUCUUCCAAUAGAUUGAUGGCUAUUAAUAUCAGACAAUGCGGAGUUGAUGAACUGAUUUCUAUGCAGACAUAGAAACUCUUUUGGAACUGCUGCUGUCAAUAUAUAGUUACCCAAUUUUACGUGAAACUUGGAAUUGUAUCCAAUUUAAACCUCUUGAUAGAUAUCUGCUAACACGAAUCACGAGGUAAUUUUUUUAUUACAUCAAAGUUAUGUAGCUUUGUUCUGAUUUUCCAAGAAUAUGCUUGGGGUUGCCCGAAUUAGUAUAUUUUUUUGAAAUACAUUUAUUUAUUUAUUUUGC
Messenger RNA from Camellia sinensis, 1774 nucleotides. RefSeq lists its product as uncharacterized. The record is from RefSeq and is a predicted model, not a curated record. NCBI's taxonomy places the organism in Eukaryota, Viridiplantae, Streptophyta, Magnoliopsida, Ericales, Theaceae.